This is a messenger RNA of Lotus japonicus, 1026 nucleotides long. RefSeq lists its product as uncharacterized. Bases 1 to 1026 code for a protein of 341 amino acids. Lineage: Eukaryota; Viridiplantae; Streptophyta; Magnoliopsida; Fabales; Fabaceae. The record is from RefSeq and is a predicted model, not a curated record. The transcript has a single exon.
AUGACGGAUAGUUACUGCUUGGUGAGUAAGAUGUUAUUUGCAAAAUACAAUGGUAAUGUGCCCGCUACAGCAUCUGCUUGGUGGAAGGACCUGAAUAGUCAGUGUUACGGGGGUCAACAUGGCGCGUGGUUCGAUACUGGGCUGCUUAGACGCUUGGGGGAAGGGGAUUCUGUUCUCUUUUGGAAAGAUGUCUGGAUCGGGGAAGAACCGUUGCGUGAUAGAUACGAUGCACUUUAUUGUGCUUCUGCUCAACAGGACAAUCUGGUUCGGGAUUGCGGAACUUGGGUCGCAGGGGAAUGGAAUUGGGAAUUCAAUUGGAAUCGGUUUCUGUCAAGGCAGGAGGAGGACCUACUGGUGAAUCUGAGGAUUGUGGUCAGCGCUUUUUCACCUUCGCGGGGCAGAGCAGAUUAUUGGGCAUGGUCAAAUGAGGUGUCCGGAAGUUAUACCGUAAAAUCUGCUUACGAUGUUCUACAUAAACAGGUUCAGCCGGUAGAGGGAGGAAUAUUUAAGGACUUGUGGGCUGUUAGGGCUCCCUCUAACGCUUUGGCUCUUGCGUGGAGAGCCAUUUUGGGUAGGAUACCAACCAGAGAUAAUUUGAGACAGCGAAAUGUCCUAACAGAAACUUCUGAUUUAUCCUGCCCCUUCUGCCUGCACUCAAUUGAGAGCAUUCCUCACCUUUUCUUUUCCUGCAAUCUAUCUUGGAGGGUCUGGAUGUUUAUGUAUAAUUGGUGCGGAGUUUCUUCUGUUUUACCGCAGGACUACGCUGCGAACUUCAUGCAAUUCUUGCAGGGAUAUGGAAAUCAGAGAUGGAGGCAGGGUGCUUGGGCCAUAUGGAUUGCAGCAAUUAAUGUCAUCUGGUAUAGUAGGAAUGCACUGGUAUUCAAGGAUGAAGAAGUUAAUAUUCAAAAGGUGUUAGACUUGAUUCAAUUAAAGUCUUGGUCCUGGCUAAAAGCCAAGAUAAAGGGAUUCUCGUACACACUGUUUGAAUGGCAAUCUCACCCAAUGCUAUGCUUGGAGGUUAUUUGA